Molecule: messenger RNA, 844 nt
Organism: Egretta garzetta (little egret)
Lineage: Eukaryota; Metazoa; Chordata; Aves; Pelecaniformes; Ardeidae
Gene: MOB3B
Product: MOB kinase activator 3B
Exons: 3
Coding region: 1-651 (216 amino acids)
Biological process (GO): signal transduction; positive regulation of protein phosphorylation
Cellular component (GO): nucleus; cytoplasm
Molecular function (GO): protein kinase activator activity
Source: RefSeq, a predicted model, not a curated record
AUGUCCAUAGCACUCAAGCAAGUCUUUAAUAAAGAUAAGACUUUCCGCCCAAAACGCAAGUUUGAACCUGGAACCCAGAGGUUUGAACUUCACAAACGAGCACAGGCCUCUCUGAACUCAGGCGUGGACUUGAAAGCGGCUGUGCAGUUGCCCAGCGGAGAAGACCAAAAUGACUGGGUGGCUGUCCAUGUUGUUGACUUCUUCAAUAGGAUCAACCUCAUUUAUGGAACUAUCUGUGAGUUCUGCACAGAGAGGACCUGCCCAGUGAUGUCUGGAGGUCCUAAGUAUGAGUACCGGUGGCAGGAUGACGUGAAGUACAAGAAGCCCACAGCGUUGCCGGCACCCCAAUAUAUGAAUCUUCUCAUGGACUGGAUCGAGGUGCAAAUCAACAAUGAGGAUAUAUUUCCUACGAGUGUAGGUGUUCCCUUUCCAAAGAACUUCCUUCAGAUCUGCAAGAAGAUACUCUGCCGGCUUUUUCGGGUGUUUGUUCACGUCUACAUCCAUCACUUUGACCGUAUCAUCCUUAUGGGGGCUGAGGCCCACGUCAAUACCUGUUACAAGCAUUUUUAUUACUUUGUGACUGAGCUCAACCUCAUAGACCGCAAAGAACUAGAGCCUUUGAAAGAGAUGACAACAAGGAUGUGUCACUAAGAAGUUACCCACUGAAGAAAAGCAAAGUCCAAUUUCCUUCUCACCACAGAGUUCAAGAACAUGACAGCCCUCAUGGACUGAGCCUGCUCAUUAAUCCACGAAAGUAGGAAAGUUGGGAACCACAGUUACUUUCACAAAUGCUUCCCACCACUGUCAGCGUUCUUAACGCUGAAUAUGCUGCUAGGAACCUCGU